Vitis riparia (riverbank grape) is the source of this 1076-nucleotide messenger RNA. RefSeq lists its product as uncharacterized. The transcript is spliced from 3 exons. The record is from RefSeq and is a predicted model, not a curated record. The coding region runs from base 166 to 543 and encodes 125 amino acids. Lineage: Eukaryota; Viridiplantae; Streptophyta; Magnoliopsida; Vitales; Vitaceae.
UCACAGCGUCAUCACAAUUGGAGAGAGAACGAAAAUGGGAAUAAGGUCCCCUUUUCAUAGAGCCUUAACAAGCAGUUCUUCGAUGGUGGUACAGAAGAGGGCGACAACGUACCGUGAUUAGUGAGGAGUGGCGGUGACAGAGAUGACCGGCAAUAGGCAAUAGGGAUGGUAGAUGGGCGGCAACAAUCAUCGGCGGAGAUGGCCGAUGAUGAAGCCAAUAGAAAACUUAUAAGAAUUGGUGGUGUUGCCAGUGUCCAUAUGGAGUUCAAUGAUCUACAUGCUGGUAAAGCAUCAAGAGAAGUCGAGUCCAGAAAGUAUAGACCCCAAUUGACAAUGGCUAUUCUCAUCCUUGCAGCAACUCACAGGCAUGAAUUUAUGUUUUAUGCUUCAGGACACUUGGUUUUGGAAGUAGUACUGCACUCAUAUCCUCUGAUCACUGCCAUGGCCAAUGCUGCUACUACCCUUGUUUCAGUCUGUGCAGAGGAAGGAAACUCUUCCUUGAAGGUGGAGCUCAAAUGCUCACUUGUCAGAUUUUCGUUAUGAUCGAUAUUCCCUUUAAAUUUGGAAUAAGUGGGAAACCUGGUGAACUCUCCAAGGAGUUUGCUGCUGCUGUGGUUCUUCUUAUUUGUGUGUCCAUUGCAGGAUUUGCAAGGUCAUGUGGCCUCUAGGGCGGUUGGUGCCAAUGAAAUUUUUUCUAUCGAAAUCCCAUCUGCUGCUCAGAGUAUUAAAGUUUUGGUUAACAUGAUCUUUACAUUUGGGAUUUGCUAAAAUCUUCUCUGCAAUGCUAUGCCACUUGAAGUCUAGUCUAGUCUAUUCAUUUUCUUUUUCUUUGUAGUGAUGAUGUCCAUGCUUAUAUGCUACUUGUUGCUUGAAACUAAGUGUAUUCAAACCGAAGAGACUGGUACUGGAAAAAAUCUGAGACUGAUGAGCCUCCUCCACAUAAUGCCAUGGAGAUUGUCAAUGGUGGUGUGGAUCUAUAGCAGAUUUAAGUUCAUGUUUCAACAUAAUUUGACCAACGAUAACAUUGUAGUAGGCAGCUUCUUUUUAGUGCAAAAAAACGCUGGUUGAAUUUUGAA